This is a messenger RNA of Asparagus officinalis (garden asparagus), 672 nucleotides long. RefSeq lists its product as uncharacterized. The record is from RefSeq and is a predicted model, not a curated record. Lineage: Eukaryota; Viridiplantae; Streptophyta; Magnoliopsida; Asparagales; Asparagaceae. The coding region runs from base 1 to 672 and encodes 223 amino acids. Gene Ontology annotation, molecular function: nucleic acid binding; zinc ion binding. The transcript has 2 exons.
AUGAGGGCACCAGAGUUUCAUGGAUUAUCAGAUUCUCUUGCGGCACAUAAGUGGAAGGAAGAUGUGGGUAACAUCCUUGAGAUACUUAAUGUGACUUUGGUUCAAAAGCAGACGCUAUCAUCCUACAGUCUCAAAGGGGAUACAGGGAGAUGGUACCGGCUACAGUUUACCCCAGAACAGAGGAUGACCCUCACCUGGGAGGACUUUGUCUAUGUUUUCGAUGAGCAGUAUAUCUCUUUCGCGACACGGGCCGGGAAAGAGCUUGAGUUAUCCAGAUUGACGCAGGGAGAUAUGUCAGUAGCAGAUUUUGAGAGCAGAUUUAUGAGCCUACUUCACUUUACAGGACUUCGUCCUAGCCUUCGUCGAUACCUCAUUUCUAGGAGGUUCUACUCAAUUCGAGAGGUAGCUGAUGCUGCCACUUCACAGGAGAACAAGUCAGCUAUGUUUCAGAAAGACAAGGAAGGGAAUAUUAAGGAUAAGGACAAGAACAAGAGGCCUUUUUCAGGACCCCAACAGCAGCAGCAAGGACCUCAUAAGAGAGGACCUCAGCAUGAUCAGAGAGCGCCUCAGCAUCGCAAGUUUCAUGGCACAUGUUUUAAGUGUCACAAGAUUGGCCACAGAGCAUCAAACUGUCGCAGUGCACCAGCAGGAGCCCAGCAAGGGAAAUGGUAG